AUGUUGAUGUUAAUAUGGGAACGGAGUCCACUAUUAUGGACCUUUUUUCCUUUACUUUACUUUGCUACUUCUUCCCACGCUAAACACCAUGUCGGACCAGUUUAUGAUCAUUCGGCUUGGACAGAGUGUCGAGCGGAACCGGAGGUGCCACUUUACAAUGGAGGAAUACUAAUGAACAAAGUUCCUAUAUAUAAACUGAUCGAUGAUAUCAACAGGGACAAGGUUUAUUCACCUACUUUUCCCUUGGAAAAACUUUCUCUGGGUUCAAUUUAUUCCUUCUCCGGCUGGGUGAGAGUGAAAAAUGUAGAUUCUGCUUUAGUAACAGCUAAAUUGAAGCUAGAUGAUUCAUUUCCAAAAUGUAUAGGAACUGUUGUAGCCAAGAAAGGAUGUUGGUCUUUUCUCAAAGGUGGUUUCCUUUGGAAUUCACCUUUCAAUUCUUCCCAGAUACAUUUAACGAAUCCAGAUGUAGCACCAAGAAAUGUGGAUAUAGAGAUUAUGGGCUAUUCCUUGCAGCCAUUUACAGAGGAGCAAUGGAGAUUAAAUCAACUUGAAGGGAUAAACACGGAAAGAAAACGCGCUGUUACGAUCCAUGUUGUAGAUGAAAAUGGAUUCAGUUUGCCUGGUGCAUCAGUCAAUGUAGCCCAAAUCUCAACGGAUUUUCCAUUUGGAACUAUGAUAUCAAGAACCAUUCUGGGAAAUUUGCCUUAUCAGGAAUGGUUCCUCAAGCGAUUCAAAGCUACAGUUUUUGAAAAUGAACUUAAGUGGUACAAGACAGAGCCACUACCUGGGCAAUUCAACUAUACCGUAGUGGAUCAAAUGAUGGAAUUUGUCCGAAAGAAUAAACUUUUAGUUAGGGGACACACCAUGUUCUGGGGAAACCCUUCGAUGAUACAAGAUUGGGUCGAAAACAUGACAGCUCCUCAGCUGAAAAAAGCGAUGAGUGGAAGAAUUAAAAGUGUAAUGAGUAAAUACAGAAAUGAGUUUUUUCACUGGGAUGUAAACAAUGAACUCCUCCAUUUCGAUUUUUAUGAUAAUAAACUCGGUCCAAACGCUACCUUGGAUAUGUUCAAGAAAGUGCACCGCGCAGACCCACUAGUGACCCUGUUUCUCAAUGAAUUCAACAUUAUUGAACGUUGUGACACGGCAGCCAACGUUGACAGGUACAUCGAAAAGUUCAAGGAACUCAAGAUGGGCGGGGUUAAAGUGGCAGGCAUUGGACUACAAAGUCAUUUUGAUGUGGUGAACCCUGCUUUCAUGAGAGGUGUUCUUGAUAAACUGGCAACAUUAAAGCUUCCUAUUUGGCUGACAGAAGUUGAUGUUAAAGAUAUGUAUGAACAGGAAGAACAGGCUGUAUACUUGGAACAAAUUUUAAGAGAAGCAUUCUCACACCCAAGUGUAAAUGGGAUCAUGCUUUGGUCAGCUCGUAGCGUAGGAGGUUGCUAUCAAAUGUGCCUUACGGACGAGAAAUUCCAAAACCUACCAACAGGGGAUCUUAUUGACCAUCUUUUACUUAAAGAAUGGAAAACUGGGACUAAACGUGGCAAAACAAAUGAGUUUGGUUCCUACAGUUUCCGAGGUUUCUUAGGUGAAUACAAGGUUUCAGUCGUUUACAAUCAUAAAGUCAUCAAUUCCUCCUUCUCAUUAGGACGUGGUGUCGAGACUAAGCACAUUACUCUUCAUGUCAAAAUAUAA
Molecule: messenger RNA, 1692 nt
Organism: Solanum dulcamara
Lineage: Eukaryota; Viridiplantae; Streptophyta; Magnoliopsida; Solanales; Solanaceae
Product: endo-1,4-beta-xylanase 5-like
Exons: 7
Coding region: 1-1692 (563 amino acids)
Biological process (GO): carbohydrate metabolic process
Molecular function (GO): hydrolase activity, hydrolyzing O-glycosyl compounds
Source: RefSeq, a predicted model, not a curated record